AUGACAGCUUGGACUGCCGCUAUGACAGCUUGGACUGCCGCUAUGACAGCUUGGACUGCCGCUAUGACAGCUUGGACUGCCGCUAUGACAGCUUGGACUGCCGCUAUGACAGCUUGGACUGCCGCUAUGACAGCUUGGACUGCCGCUAUGACAGCUUGGACUGCCGCUAUGACAGCUUGGACUGCCGCUAUGACAGCUUGGACUGCCGCUAUGACAGCUUGGACUGCCGCUAUGACAGCUUGGACUGCCGCUAUGACAGCUUGGACUGCCGAUAUGGCAGCUUGGACUGCCGCAAUGACAGCUUGGACUGCCGCUAUGGCAGCUUGGACUGCCGCUAUGGCAGCUUGGACUGCCGCUAUGACAGCUUGGACUGCCGCUAUGACAGCUUGGACUGCCGCUAUGACAGCUUGGACUGCCGCUAUGACAGCUUGGACUGCCGCUAUGACAGCUUGGACUGCCGCUAUGACAGCUUGGACUGCCGCUAUGACAGCUUGGACUGCCGCUAUGACAGCUUGGACUGCCGCUAUGACAGCUUGGACUGCCGCUAUGACAGCUUGGACUGCCGCUAUGACAGCUUGGACUGCCGAUAUGGCAGCUUGGACUGCCGCAAUGACAGCUUGGACUGCCGCUAUGGCAGCUUGGACUGCCGCUAUGGCAGCUUGGACUGCCGCUAUGACAGCUUGGACUGCCGCUAUGACAGCUUGGACUGCCGCUAUGACAGCUUGGACUGCCGCUAUGACAGCUUGGACUGCCGCUAUGACAGCUUGGACUGCCGCUAUGACAGCUUGGACUGCCGCUAUGACAGCUUGGACUGCCGAUAUGGCAGCUUGGACUGCUGCAAUGACAGCUUGGACUGCCGCUAUGGCAGCUUGGACUGCCGCUAUGGCAGCUUGGACUGCCGCUAUGACAGCUUGGACUGCCGCUAUGACAGCUUGGACUGCCGCUAUGACAGCUUGGACUGCCGCUAUGACAGCUUGGACUGCCGCUAUGACAGCUUGGACUGCCGCUAUGACAGCUUGGACUGCCGCUAUGACAGCUUGGACUGCCGCUAUGACAGCUUGGACUGCCGCUAUGACAGCUUGGACUGCCGCUAUGACAGCUUGGACUGCCGCUAUGACAGCUUGGACUGCCGCUAUGACAGCUUGGACUGCCGCUAUGACAGCUUGGACUGCCGCUAUGACAGCUUGGACUGCCGCUAUGCCAGCUUGGACUGCCGCUAUGACAGCUUGGACUGCCGCUAUGACAGCUUGGACUGCCGCUAUGGCAGCUUGGACUGCCGCUAUGACAGCUUGGACUGCCGCUAUGACAGCUUGGACUGCCGCUAUGGCAGCUUGGACUGCCGCUAUGGCAGCUUGGACUGCCGCUAUGGCAGCUUGGACUGCCGCUAUGGCAGCUUGGACUGCCGCUAUGGCAGCUUGGACUGCCGCUAUGGCAGCUUGGACUGCCGCUAUGGCAGCUUGGACUGCCGCUAUGGCAGCUUGGACUGCCGCUAUGGCAGCUUGGACUGCCGCUAUGGCAGCUUCGACUGCCGCUAUGACAGCUUGGACUGCCGCUAUGGCAGCUUGGACUGCCGCUAUGGCAGCUUGGACUGCCGCUAUGGCAGCUUGGACUGCCGCUAUGGCAGCUUGGACUGCCGCUAUGGCAGCUUGGACUGCCGCUAUGACAGCUUGGACUGCCGCUAUGGCAGCUUGGACUGCCGCUAUGGCAGCUUGGACUGCCGCUAUGGCAGCUUGGACUGCCGCUAUGGCUGCUUGGACUGCCGCUAUGGCAGCUUGGACUGCCGCUAUGGCAGCUUGGACUGCCGCUAUGGCAGCUUGGACUGCCGCUAUGGCAGCUUGGACUGCCGCUAUGGCAGCUUGGACUGCCGCUAUGACAGCUUGGACUGCCGCUAUGGCAGCUUGGACUGCUGGCAGCUUGGACUGCCGCUAUGGCAGCUUGGACUGCCGCUAUGGCAGCUUGGACUGCCGCUAUGACAGCUUGGACUGCCGCUAUGGCAGCUUGGACUGCCGCUAUGGCAGCUUGGACUGCCGCUAUGGCAGCUUGGACUGCCGCUAUGGCACGCUGGAGAUCGAGUACCAGAACUGGCUGGACCCAGCAUCUGUCAACUCCACGCCAACCACCUAUGCGUGCCUGCUCACCAACGGCUGCUCUGGCACCACCUACACAGGCCCCAACACCACGCAGUGUGCUGUGGGAUACAAUAACACCGUGCCGUGA
Messenger RNA from Closterium sp. Naga37s-1, 2217 nucleotides. Lineage: Eukaryota; Viridiplantae; Streptophyta; Zygnematophyceae; Desmidiales; Closteriaceae. The record is from the annotation of a GenBank genome assembly.